AUGGCUCCGAGCCGUUCACGACAACCCGUCAGAGUGACACUUAGAACCAAGGCUAACUUGUUGGAGCGAAAAAUCAAAGUUGUCACCGAGCAACAUGUCAUUGACAAGCCGUCACCCGUAGAGGCGUUCCCCAUGCGAGAAUGGAGCUUGAAGGUCUUCUUGCUUGACGAGGAUGGUAACGAGCGCCCCGCAGACGUCUUCACCAAGGUCGUCUAUAAUCUACACCCUACUUUUGAUAAUCCCGUUCAGAGCUUCCAGAAAGCACCCUUCACGUGUAAGAACGAGGGCUGGGGCGAGUUCGAGAUUAGCAUCGACUGUUACACCACGGAGAAGACCAAGCUAGCACCCAUCAUUCACGACCUCAACUUCCAGCAGGAACGAUAUGAGCAGACGCACACUGUGGUCUUCAAAAACCCUUCACAAAACUUACAGGAGCGCUUACGUGAAACCGGCCCUCUUCCCACCGAUGACGAUCAUAGGAAGAAGAAGGGACUUGCGACCAAGAAGAGCUCCCAGAAGUACGACUACGAGAAGAUUGCAGAAUCCCUGGAGAAGCUCGAGGAAGAGGAUCUGCUGCGCGUGAUUCAGAUCAUCAACGAAAACAAGGGGCCAGACACGUACAUUAGAAGUGAUGUCGACGUGGAUGACUUGGGUAAAGCCGGGGAGUUCUCGAUUGAUCUCUACACUAUGCCGGAUGGCUUGACGUCGAAGCUUUGGGAACACCUUUCCAAGAAGGGCCUUGUCGGCUAG
Messenger RNA from Fusarium musae, 750 nucleotides. RefSeq lists its product as uncharacterized. Bases 1 to 750 code for a protein of 249 amino acids. The transcript has 5 exons. Lineage: Eukaryota; Fungi; Ascomycota; Sordariomycetes; Hypocreales; Nectriaceae. Gene Ontology annotation, molecular function: histone binding. The record is from RefSeq and is a predicted model, not a curated record. Gene Ontology annotation, biological process: regulation of transcription by RNA polymerase II; chromatin remodeling. Gene Ontology annotation, cellular component: Swr1 complex; NuA4 histone acetyltransferase complex.